UAUCUACAAAAGUUAGAAAUUGUCUCUCGAUUAGCACAUUAAACUACAGGUGUUAGAGAGGAGAGCAUCCAUUACCUAGCUCUUCUGAGGCUUCGAAAGGUCUGUAAUGGGUGGAAGCAGCAAGUAUUUGUUGGUGUCUCUCCCACUCCACAAUUCAGCGUCCUCAACAUGGCAACUCCUGCAGGAAGGAAUCUCAAAGAAUGCAUUCGAUACUCCCACUUACAGAUUCUAUAUACCAGACCUCCGGAUUGGAACGCUAGAUUCUCUAUUAUCUCUCAGUGACGAUCUAGUCAAGGCAAAUUCAUUUGUGGAAGGAGUAACCCAAAAAAUUCAGAGACAGAUUGAAGAUUUGGAACGGGCAUCGAGUGUUGAUUCAGGGAGACUUACAGUGGAAGGAGUUCCUGUCGAUUCAUACAUUACUAGGUUUACAUGGGAUGAAGCCAGGUACCCUGUAAUGUCGCCUCUUCGAGAGACUGUGAAUACCAUACAUGAGUCUGUAUCAAAGCUUGAAGAUGGACUCAAGGUACGUGUGGCUGAGUUUAACAACAUCAGGAGUCAACUUAAUGCUAUAAACAGGAAACAAUCUGGCAGCAUGGCGGUGCGCGAUCUUUCCAACUUAGUGAAAGCUGAGGAUAUGAUAAGCUCAGAACAUUUGACCACACUGCUUGCGGUUGUGCCAAAAUAUUCUCAAAAGGAUUGGCUAUCGAGCUAUGAAACACUUUCUACUUUUGUGGUACCAAGGUCAUCUAAAAUGUUACAUGAGGAUAAUGAGACAGUACUUUACAGUGUUACUCUGUUCAGGAAAGUAGCUGAUAGUUUCAAAAUUAGUGCACGCGAAAAAGGAUUUCAGAUUCGCGAUUUCGAAUAUGAUCCAGAAGCCCAAGAAAGGAGGAAAGCAGAGAUGGAACAAAUACUGAAUGAUCAGGAGACCACGAGGGUUGCUCUCCAACAAUGGUGCCAUGCUAGCUAUGGAGAGGUUUUCAGCUCCUGGAUGCAUCUGUGUGCAGUUCGCCUCUUUACGGAAAGCAUUUUGAGAUAUGGCUUGCCACCUUCAUUCUUGGCAGCUGUCUUAGUUCCGCCAAUUAAAAGUGAAAAGAAAGUCCGCUCCAUUCUUGAACGAUUGACUGGUAAUCGAAAUAGUAACUUCUGGAAAUCUGAAGAAGAUGUGGGGAUUACGGGUCUCGCUGGAGGUGAAGUUGACACUUAUCCAUAUGUGUCAUUCACAAUCAACUUGGCAACAUAAGUCAUUUUGUUUUGAAAUUUUUUCCAUAGAGAGAUUGUUUAUCCUGACUAUAGCAAGAUGUUCAUAAUGUAUUUCCCUUAUUUAUCUAGUUUUUGUAGUAAUAAAAAGAAUGCCAUUAUCACGGAUGUUCCUCAAAGUGUAAUUCUUUAACAUUCUUGUCAUUUCAUCAAGACAAUGCCAAUUGUUGUGUACUUUGCUAUUUA
Cryptomeria japonica (Japanese cedar) is the source of this 1446-nucleotide messenger RNA. Its product is annotated as V-type proton ATPase subunit C. Gene Ontology annotation, molecular function: proton-transporting ATPase activity, rotational mechanism. Gene Ontology annotation, biological process: proton transmembrane transport. The record is from RefSeq and is a predicted model, not a curated record. The transcript is spliced from 11 exons. The coding region runs from base 107 to 1243 and encodes 378 amino acids. NCBI's taxonomy places the organism in Eukaryota, Viridiplantae, Streptophyta, Pinopsida, Cupressales, Cupressaceae. Gene Ontology annotation, cellular component: vacuolar proton-transporting V-type ATPase, V1 domain.